ACACAUCUACGUCAGAUACACCCAGUCUGGUUCCGUCGGCCGUUGGAGCUACAUCUAAACGGGAGAUAGUGAGCGACAUUUUCGCCCCGGUGAUAAAGCCAUGGCACUUUCAGUCGUAUGGUGAUUUACAGUCAUCGUCGGUCGUUGAUAAACCCCGCCAUAUUCCAUAAACAGUCGAAAAGUGAUCCUUUAUCGUAGCAGGAUGCGUGAAUCGGACGGCAGUAUGGAAUUUUUCUUCAUACCGCAAAUUCAACAGUAUCUCCAAGAUAAUAUGGCCAAGGACUGGUGGCGCCGGUGCUCAGCCACGUUCUGGAGCCAAGAGUUCUGGCUGCCGGCCGGCCUCACCUGGGACGACAUCCACACCUCCAUGUACGACAUCCUCUUCAUUCCGCUGUUCCUCGGACUCUUCUUCGUGUUGCUGCGGCACUUCGUGGUCGAGCCCUUCGUGCUGCUGCCAAUAGCUCGCAAGGCACAGAUCCCCAACAAGCGCCCGAGACCUCCCGAACCUAACGAUACUCUGCAGAUCGUGUUCCAGCGCUACGAAACGUCCCCGCCCAAGAAGGUGCUGGCGGAAGCCUCGCGUGCAACGCGGCUGACGGAGCGCCAGGUGGAGCGAUGGCUGAGGCGCGCGUACUCCAUGAAUCGCUUCAACAGGCACGACAAGUUCUUGGACUGCGGCUUCAAGAUGGUGUGUCACAUCUGGUUCGGGAUCAUGGGCGCAGCUGUUACGUUGUCCAAGCCGUGGUUCUGGGACACCACACUCUGCUGGGAAGGAUACCCAAAUCACCCUGUAUCCACUGACGUGUACUGGUAUUACAUGAUCCUCCUCGGGUACUACUGGGCCAUCACCUACUCUGAGCUCCCCCGUCCGGGCGGCAAGGGCUCGGACAAGGCUCAGAUGAUCCUGCACCAUUCGCUUACUAUCCUGCUCAUCGUCUUUUCGUGGACCACAGGAUACGUACGGAUAGGCACCCUCAUCCUGUUCGUCCACGAGUACUCGGACAUCGCUCUUCUGGCCGCCAAGGUCUGCCACUACGCAGGGUACGAUGCCCCUACGGAGCCCCUCUUCGUGGCAUUCCUGGUCCUGUGGGGCAUCACCAGGUGCGGCAUCCUACCCUUCUGGAUAGUCCGAAGCGUGUUCACCGAGGCCGCCCCAGCGGGAGUGAAGAUGCCGGCGCUGUACAUGAUGCAGUCGUGGUUCGUGGGGCUGCUGUGCCUCACCGCCAUCUGGACGGGGCUCAUCGUGAGGACGAUGGCGAAGAAGCUGAGAGGCGAAGGGCUGAAGGACGCCCGCUCUGCCACCGAGGACUCCGACAGUGACAAAGCUGAGAAGAAAGACUGAGGCGGGACUUUUAUGCUGUCUUUAUUUAUAUUAUCUUAAAUAAUGUAUCUUAUGUAACUUUUCUUGUUCUUGUUUCUUGUCGUUUUCCUUUCGUUGUUUCUUGUUCCCAAAUUAUGGAUUUAUGUUUGCUAUACAGCCUUUUACGUCUGUGAUUAUAUUUGUAAUAAGAAUAUAAGGGUAAAGUUUUUUUGUAGUUUA
Molecule: messenger RNA, 1540 nt
Organism: Penaeus indicus
Lineage: Eukaryota; Metazoa; Arthropoda; Malacostraca; Decapoda; Penaeidae
Product: ceramide synthase 2-like
Exons: 2
Coding region: 203-1342 (379 amino acids)
Biological process (GO): ceramide biosynthetic process
Cellular component (GO): membrane
Molecular function (GO): DNA binding; sphingosine N-acyltransferase activity
Source: RefSeq, a predicted model, not a curated record